Messenger RNA from Nerophis lumbriciformis (worm pipefish), 1254 nucleotides. The record is from RefSeq and is a predicted model, not a curated record. Lineage: Eukaryota; Metazoa; Chordata; Actinopteri; Syngnathiformes; Syngnathidae.
AUGUCUACCAAAACGGCGGGCUCGAAAAGGAAAUCUGGUGAUGAUUUAGAGUCGACCGACUCUAAGAAAGUAAAAGUUUACCACAGGAGUCAUGGUAAGGAGGCGGGUCAUGUUCUUGUCCUGGGACAAGGCGAUGUUGGACAGCUGGGCUUAGGAGAGGAGAUUUCUCAGAGGAAGAAGCCAGCUUUGUUGACGCUACCGGAAAAAAUUGUACAAGUGACAGCUGGGGGCAUGCACACGGUCUGCCUCAGCGAAACUGGCGUGGUCUAUACGUUUGGUUGCAAUGACGAAGGGGCCCUUGGUCGUGACACAAAAGAAGAAGGUUCUGAGAUGUCUCCAGAUAAAGUAGUGCUGCCAGAGAAGAUUGUCCAGGUGUCAGCAGGAGACAGCCACACAGCCGCACUAACAGAGGAGGGAAUCGUCUAUGUGUGGGGAUCCUUCAGGGAUAAUAAUGGCGUUAUAGGUCUUGUGGAUCCUUUCCAACCAACUCAAGUUCCUCAAAAACUAUCCUUGAUGGAAACUGUUGUGAAAGUUGCAUCAGGUAAUGACCACCUUGUAAUGGUGACGAUGGGGGGAAAUCUUUACACUUCAGGCACUGCAGAACAGGGGCAGCUAGGGCGGGUGCCCGAACAAUUCUCAAACAGAGGAGGCAGGAAAGGCCUUCAUCGAUUGUUGAUUCCUCAGUUGGUAAAAGUCAAAGGGAAAGUUCACUUCAUAGACGCGUUCUGUGGCGCGUACUUUACAUUUGCCGUGACCAAAGAAGGACAUGUGUAUGGAUUCGGCCUCUCAAACUACCACCAGCUGGGUACCAAAAGCACAAAGAUGUGUUUUGUACCAGUAAAACUGACCUCCUUCAAGAAUUCUACCACGUCCUGGGUUGACUUCUCUGGAGGACAACAUCAUACGGUCUGCCUUGACUCUGCAGGACAAGUGUACAGCCUCGGCAGAGCAGAGUAUGGGCGCCUUGGCCUUGGUGAAAUAACUCAAGAGAUAAGUGAGCCCACAGCCAUCAGUGGACUUGAAUCAGCCAGUAGAGUGACAUGUGGAGCAUCAGUCAGCUAUGCUGUCACCAAAGAAGGCUCUGUAUACGCUUGGGGAAUGGGCACAAAUUUACAACUUGGCACGGGUCAGGAGGAUGAUGAAUGGAGCCCUGUGAAAAUGACUGGGAAACAGCUGGAAAACGCCACAGUACUCAUGGUGUCCAGUGGAGGGCAGCACACAGUCCUUUUGGUUAAAGACAAUCAGGAAAGCUGA